AUGCGCCGGCUGCGUGCGCUGGUCCUCCCCGAUGCAACCUGGCGCGAUGACAACUCCGCCGACGCAUGCGAGAAUAGGCUGUGCCGCAAGAAGUUCUCCAUGCUGUUCAGCAAACACCACUGCCGCUGGUGUGGGAGGAUUUUUUGCAGCGACUGCGCCCCCCGCACGGCCCCCUACCGCGGGGAGCUCCUGCGCCGCUGCAACGCGUGUCGACUGCCGGUUAUCUUCCGCAGCGUCUACGAUCCCCUGGCGCGUCGACGGGAUGGGGCUAUCGCGGAGCUCAUUUUCUCCUUUCUUGACAGUCUCUCCAUCAACGCCUUCCUGCAGUCGUGCUACACGGCCCUGUCGGAGUUUCACGUUAGCGGCUACGACUACUACGGCAGCAUCCAAGAGCGAUUUCCCUCCUUCUUUGAAGGCGCACGCAUUGGGAAGGGCGUCACGGGCACCGUGUACAAGUGCGAGGACCGCCGCCGGUGUGAAAACCAGCGUGUUGCACUCAAAGUCAUUACGAAAAGUUCAACCAUGUCGUUUGCCGCCUGGCGAAAAAUCACAACAGAGCUGGACAUCAUGAAGGAGAUUGACCACCCGAAUGUGGCACGCCUGCUGGAGGUGUUCCAGACCCCGCUUUGCCUCGUCAUUGUGAUGGAGGCCGGCGACGGCGGCGCCCUGAAGCAGGUGUGGGAGUUUGUGCGGACACGCCACUGCGAUUUAGAGGUGUUUACCGCCAGUGUAGUGGCGCAGAUAGCAGAGGGGCUGGACUACCUCUACCGCGUCAAACACAUUGUCCACCGCGACAUCAAACACGAUAACAUCAUCGUUUCCCGUGACUUUAGUAGGGUGCUGAUCAUCGAUUUUGGGCUUGCGGAGUACAUUACAAACGAGAAGCGUCAGUUGUUUGUGCCGUGUGGCACGUUUGGGUUUGCGUCGCCGGAGAACAUCCUGGCGGUGGUGGAUCAUCUGCGGCUCUUCGAGGCCUCCGGUGCCACCAUGCACCGCGCGGACAUGUUUAGUUUAGGCGUCGUAGCGUACAUGCUUCUCGCUGGGGUGCGUCCGCUGCAGGGGAAGCGGUUCGUGGAGCUGUACAGGGAGGUGCGGCGGGGAAUUCGCUGUGUGGGGCCGUGCUGGACCAACAUCUCGGACAGCGCCAAGGAACUUGUGGAGUGGCUGCUCAAGACCAGCACGAAUGAGCGGGCAACGCCGGAAGAUGUACGAAAACACCCGUUUAUUGUUAAUAAGGCGCCACUCAUCACGGAGAUUGUCAAGAAGCGCAGACAGGAGCUCCUCAUCACAAAACAGCUAGAGGACAACGAGUGGGUGUACGUUGUGCCAUCCAGUGGCCACGGGGAACCUGCCUGGGAGGAGGACGUGUCAGGCAUUAAUAAACGCAAUGGACGAUUUGGUUCCAGCCCACUCUUGCAGUUUAGGAUGAACCGGGGCACAGCGACCAACAAGGACGGACCCCAGUCACUGAUAAGAAGAAAAGAUGCGUGA
Molecule: messenger RNA, 1491 nt
Organism: Trypanosoma conorhini
Lineage: Eukaryota; Euglenozoa; Kinetoplastea; Trypanosomatida; Trypanosomatidae
Product: putative protein kinase
Exons: 1
Coding region: 1-1491 (496 amino acids)
Biological process (GO): protein phosphorylation
Molecular function (GO): ATP binding; protein kinase activity; metal ion binding
Source: RefSeq, a predicted model, not a curated record